AUGGCUAAAAUCUUGACUGAAGCUCAAAUUGAAGCGGACAAUAAAUCAGAGCAAAUUACUGAUAAUAAUGUUGAUAGUGUGGAAAAGCCCAGCAUAAUGCAAAUAAUUCGCAAUCUUCUUUGUAUUCGACAUGGUAGAUUAGAAGCUUGUUAUUGGAGUGGAAAAUUGAAUGAAGAUCAACUAAUUUUUAAUCAUAAAGUAUGGAAUGAUUCUCUUCAAUCAAACAACUAUGGCUCAUUUUAUUCGCUUUCCUCAGAUUUAGAACUACGAAUGCGUAGAGGAAUUCGUCUUGGAUUUUCUGACGCUGGACACAGAAAUUAUGUCAAUCAAUUUUCUGUAAAUGAUUUGGCUAGAUCUCCUUAUUUGCGAGCAAAAGAACGUGAUAAAAAGCGUUAUUUAAAUUCUCGUUUCUGCUUAACUGAUGAUGGAGAAUUCAAUUGGCCCAACCAUAGGGGAGCUUCCCCGUUUGGAACAGAAGCAGAUGUUCUUAAAUGUAUUCAACUUAGCAUUCGUCGCAUGAUUGAACGUAUUCCUGAUACAUUAAUGCAUCAAAAUUGGAUUCUUGAAAAUGAAAAGGAACGUUUUAUGCAGCAACUAUUACGAGAAGGUGCUAACUUUAAUACUUUACGCUAUUUGUUGCUUCUUUUUGAACGAGUUGUUCGCAAACCUGUGUUUUUAAAUAUUUGGUGGGCAGGAUUAGCUUUGACCAGGUUUAAUCGAGUUACUGUUGAGGAUAGAGAAAAGCGACAAAAAUUUGAAUCGUUAAGAAGGAAAGAAGAAAAGCUACUUGCUAAUGCUGAUGAAUCUGAAUCAACUGGGAUUGUUUGGGUCAAAUAUUCCCUUUAUGGUUUUAAUCUACCUAGACAUAACUUGUGGAGGCUAAGAGAUGGAAAUGAACAGUUCCGAGUAAAUGGACAGGGAUCAUUAGGUUUGAAACCUUCAAAGUCUGUUGCUUCUCUAAAAGCUGCUCAUCUUUAUCAGAUUGCUAACCGUCUACUAAUUUGGAGAACAAAAGAAGAGUUAGCCAAACUUUCGAAUGUCAAUGGUCAUUGUUGUUUUUCAUUUUCUUGCCGAGCUGCUUUUGUUUCUAUCAAGAAACCAAGAAACGGGUUUUCUUUAAUUGACUCAUCCAUUUUAUUACCUUGUUACAAUCCAAGCUGUGUGCGAAAUCUGCCAAAUGUUUUUACUUCUGAACAACCUGCAAGAGCAAAACCUCCAUCUAUUAACCGAGAAUUAUCUCUACAUUCGACGCAAUCUGAAACAAAUACUUUUCCUUAUCCUAAGCCUUAUAAUUUUAAACGUAAAUCGUGCAAUAAUGGAAGAACAAAGGAAAGCAUUCUCAUUCUUCCAAAUUGGUGUAUGCGUCGUUUAGCUCGUCAAGGAGGUUUAAGUGCUAAAACGUUGGCUCCCGGCUUUUUGCCAUCUGCAAAAGCCAAUCCUCAAGCAUGGCCUUAUUUGUGUCCACGGCCUGCAUUUGAUCAUUGUUGGCGUUACCUUACAAGCAGAGCAUCUUCGCUUCAUGCCUUAGCCCUUCGCUUUCGUCAAAUUUAUGCUUCAAUUCGUUGGAUGGAUAUGUGGCCCUCUGAUCCCGAUGAUCCUGAUACGCGUGUUUGGACACAUUUGACUGAUUAUGACGAGGUUCGAGUAGUUAUUGGUCACUUGGAACAUCCUCCAGAGGGAUAUUACGAGCAGGUUGUACAAAAUAAGAGUUGA
Messenger RNA from Meloidogyne enterolobii, 1713 nucleotides. The record is from the annotation of a GenBank genome assembly. Lineage: Eukaryota; Metazoa; Nematoda; Chromadorea; Rhabditida; Meloidogynidae.